This is a messenger RNA of Spodoptera litura, 1805 nucleotides long. RefSeq lists its product as uncharacterized. Gene Ontology annotation, molecular function: G protein-coupled peptide receptor activity. Gene Ontology annotation, cellular component: plasma membrane. The record is from RefSeq and is a predicted model, not a curated record. Gene Ontology annotation, biological process: G protein-coupled receptor signaling pathway. Lineage: Eukaryota; Metazoa; Arthropoda; Insecta; Lepidoptera; Noctuidae.
CAAAAUGAGACUACUUGUGUUUCUCACAACAACUACUAUAAUAUUAAUUUGUGAUGUAGAAUCAUUCGAUCACAGGCAACGUCUGUAUCAACGGAUGCUUGAAAACAACAUAACGUUACCAGAAACAACUUAUAAACCACGAGAUUAUGGAAAUAUUACCAGAUAUUGUAAAAAUACUACAAAAAAGUGUAUAUGGAAAUGUUGUAACUUCGGAGAAUCAGUUCGAGGCAGACGAUGUAUUCCCACCAAACCGGACAAGCUAUCAAUACUGAAUGACGUAGUUAUAUAUGAUUCGAACCUACUACGGACAGAUAAGACGCUCCAAGAUACGUUCCACUUAGUUCCGAAUCAUUUUUCUAAUGAAGAGUUCAGAACGUAUACAUUUCCAUUAAAUUUAAUAUUUGAAGUAUACUUAUCAGAGGAUGGGAUAUUAUUCUACGACAUGGACAACGACGUUAACGGAUUUGAUAAAAUAAGCGUGAAUAAUUUUUGUAUAGAUGUGAGGAGACACAAAAUCAAUUUCUUUGGUGACUUUGGUAAUGAAGAACGAACGUGGUGGCCGGAAGAAAAUGGAACUUCAAUAUGUUACAGACUAGUUGCGCAUGUACUGUGUAUAAUAUUGCUGAUGUAUGUCCUAGUAAUGUAUUGUGUCCGCCCACAUCUCCGAGACCUCCACGGAAUGUUAGUGAUGACUCUCCUCUGUUGCUACCUCAGCAAAAGUUUUAUAGAAAUACACCAUGUCGUCUUUAAUCACGUUAUUGUCCGUAACACUGUAUUGGUUAUGGAAUCAUUUCAUAUUUUCUGUAAUUUGGCCACAUUUUCAUUGACCAAUGUGAUGUUCCAUAUUGUAUGGAAAUCAAUAAAAUCAGGAGGAAACACAAUGAACACGCGUCAAAAUAAAUUCAAACAAUACAUCAAAUACAUCGCGUAUGCUUUUGGUCUUCCUCUGAUUCUAACUAUAGCAAUUUUAAUCAUAAAUUUAAUGGACUUGAGAUAUAUUCCGUGGUUCAUUACACCUAAAAUGGACACUAUACUCACUUGCACAGGAAAGGAGAUGAUUUUGUACAUCUAUGUCCCCGGGAUGAUUAUGUUCUUGUACAAUAUAAUUUUAUGUUGUUUAAUCAUACCAAAGGCGUACGAAGGAUUUUUCGGAAGUCUUGCAAUGACUUAUACUUACAACGACGCGAUCAAAUAUGAUGUAAUAAGUUUCUCGCAAUAUAUGAAACUAAUGACGUUUAUCACAAUCUCGGAGGCUGCGAAUGCUUACAGUGUAUGGACCAUGAGGCUGUACGGAAUAGUAUCAACAAAUAAGUGGCUGUUAGGAGUUGUCAUUAUACUCAUAUUUCUACAUGAAAGUAAUGCUAAGAGAAAAUGUCCUACAACUCCUGCACGCCAGAAUAUGAUGAGCAUGACGGAGAUGCAAUGAAAGCAAUCAGAAAAUGUAUCAUUUGAAGAUAUGUGAGGUUACAAUAAACUUUCACUGUUCUUUAUUUUAUAGGAGACAAGUGAAACUGCAUUCAUAUUUAUAGAUCUUUACAACAGGAAAAGUAAAAAAAAAUAAAAGACUAAAAUAUACUAGGACGCUCGAAGAAUACAAAUUCGUUCGCGAUUUGAAACGAGCCACUUCACUCUCACUCACGUGGCCAUAGAGCAACCAUCGACGUCUUUAGAGUAAGUCGUCGAUGAGUGGAACCAUCCUUUCACUACUAGGUACUACCUUGUAGACAAUUAUAGCAUGUUUAAGGAAAAUACACUAUUCACAACCACUACGCAAUACCAGUUCUAUGAAAAGUAUGAUUGUUUUA